Menidia menidia (Atlantic silverside) is the source of this 2421-nucleotide messenger RNA. Lineage: Eukaryota; Metazoa; Chordata; Actinopteri; Atheriniformes; Atherinopsidae. The record is from the annotation of a GenBank genome assembly.
AUGUCAGCGUUACUGCUGCAGCACACUGCCGACAUUUGUAGGAAAUACAACAGAUGUGUACUGUGGGCGCUAUCAAAGCGAAGUACCCACUUAUUUGCGAACAAACUCACGUCUAGUUAUAGUGGUAAAAAUGUGCUGGCUAAGUCUGCAAAUGUUAGCAGGACGCUUCUAUCCAGUUCAGAACGGACUUUCACGGGGCAGCCACCGAAGAAAGUCAUUCAGAGUCUUCUCCACAGACCUUUGGGUCCUUGCAUGGUGGGAAUUAGUAAGGAGCUGAUCAGAAACAACCUGCUGAGGAAUCCUGUUGGUUUAGCUAAUCUGUUAGGAGCAAUAAACUUUUUCAGCACAACCCAGUCUAAGCAACAGAAGAAUAAAAGUAGUGAUCCAAAGGGAAAAACUCCACAAGAAGAUGAAGAGGAGAAGAAACGCCGCGAGCAGGAGGAUCAGCUGUACCGGGAGCGACUGCGGACCCUCUUCAUCAUUGCACUAAUCAUGAGCCUGCUAAACUCCAUUAAUACCAGUGGCGGUAACAUCUCCUGGAAUGACUUUGUCAACGAGAUGUUGGCGAAGGGAGAGGUGUCGCGCGUGCAGGUCGUUCCAGAGAGUGAUAUCGUUGAAAUCUACCUUCACCCAGGAGCAGUUAUCUUUGGAAGGCCGAGACUGGCGCUCAUGUACAGAAUGCAGGUUGCCAACAUUGACAAAUUCGAGGAGAAGCUGAGAGCAGCUGAGGAGGAGCUGAACAUUGACGGAAAGGACAGAAUACCAGUGUCAUACAAACGCACUGGAUUCUUUGGAAAUGCAGUAUAUGCUCUGGGGAUGGCUGCUAUCGGCGUGGCUAUUCUUUGGUAUAUCUUUCGACUUGCAGGCAUGGGUGGCAGAGAGGGGGGCUUCAGUGCUUUUAAUCAGUUGAAAAUGGCCAAGUUCACCAUUGUGGAUGGUAAAUCGGGAAAAGGUGUGAGUUUCAAAGAUGUGGCUGGCAUGCACGAGGCUAAGAUUGAAGUAAAGGAAUUUGUUGACUACCUCAAGAUGCCAGACCGAUAUCUGCAGUUGGGUGCCAAGGUUCCUAAAGGUUCACUGCUGCUUGGGCCCCCCGGUUGUGGAAAGACCCUGCUUGCUAAGGCUGUAGCCACAGAGGCCCAGGUGCCUUUUCUAGCAAUGGCUGGUUCUGAGUUUGUGGAAGUCAUUGGGGGUCUUGGCGCUGCCAGAGUCCGGAGUCUGUUUAAGGAGGCCCGUGCCCGGGCACCUUGCAUCGUCUACAUAGAUGAGAUUGAUGCUGUAGGAAAGAAGCGCUCCAACAACAUGUCAGGCUUCUCAAACACUGAAGAGGAACAGACUCUCAACCAGCUGCUGGUGGAGAUGGAUGGAAUGGGAACAACAGACCAUGUGAUUGUCCUUGCCUCAACUAACAGAGCAGAUAUCUUAGACAAUGCGCUAAUGAGACCAGGCAGGUUGGACAGGCAUAUUUUCAUAGAUCUGCCAACUUUGCAGGAGAGGAAGGAGAUCUUCGAGCAGCAUCUGAAGAUCCUGAAGUUGACCCAACCUGCCAAUUUCUACUCUCUGCGGCUGGCUGAGCUCACGCCAGGCUUUAGUGGUGCAGACAUUGCCAACAUUUGCAACGAAGCUGCUCUGCAUGCUGCCAGAGAGGGUUUCAAGUCCAUCGAUACUUUCAACUUUGAGUAUGCAGUGGAGCGCGUCAUAGCAGGGAGUGUGAAGAAGAGUAAGAUCCUGUCUAAAGAAGAGCAGAGGGUGGUAGCCUUCCACGAGUCUGGGCACGCCUUGGUGGGAUGGCUGCUGGAGCACACAGAGGCAGUGAUGAAGGUAUCAAUUGCCCCAAGGACAAAUGCAGCCCUGGGGUUUGCUCAGAUGUUACCCCGUGACCAGUACCUGUUCACGAAGGACCAGUUGUUUGAGCGCAUGUGUAUGGCUUUGGGGGGAAGAGCCGCAGAGGCCAUCACCUUUAACAAGGUUACCACAGGAGCUCAAGAUGACCUGCGCAAGGUGACCCGUGUGGCCUACUCCAUGGUGAAGCAGUAUGGGAUGUGCGACAGUGUGGGACAGGUCUCCUUUCCAGAGACAGAGGAGCAGGGUGCCGUUGGACGGCGUCCUUUCAGCCAAGGCCUGCAGCAACAGAUGGAUCAUGAGGCUAAGAUAUUGAUAGCCCGUGCAUACCGACACACAGAAAAGCUGCUGCUGGACAACAGGGACAAGCUGGUGCUGUUGGCCAACUCUCUGUUGGAGCGGGAGGUGGUGAACUACGAUGACAUUGAGGCCCUGUUGGGUCCACCACCCCAUGGCCCCAAGAAGAUGAUCCUCCCACAGAGCUGGAUUGAAGCUGAAAAGGACAAGCAGGACACAGGGGAGGAUGAACCUCCACCCCCUCGCAAACGGAGAGAGGAGGAUGUAGAUCCUCAGCUGGUUUGA